Jatropha curcas is the source of this 2959-nucleotide messenger RNA. RefSeq names its product putative protein FAR1-RELATED SEQUENCE 10. Gene Ontology annotation, molecular function: zinc ion binding. Gene Ontology annotation, biological process: regulation of DNA-templated transcription. The record is from RefSeq and is a predicted model, not a curated record. NCBI's taxonomy places the organism in Eukaryota, Viridiplantae, Streptophyta, Magnoliopsida, Malpighiales, Euphorbiaceae.
GCCUCCCAAGUGAGUGUCUCAAGUAGCAAUCUUUGAAUCUUGAGGAGCAAUAACUGCAUUUCUUCAUGAAAUAUCUUACUUUCUUGAGUUCUUUUCCUUCUUUAAUUGUCUGUUCUACACAUAUGGCCCUUUGGUGGGUUCUAUUAUCAACUUGCCUAAAACCCUAAAAACCCCAUCUGGUGAUAUUUAGACAACCAGUAAAGUUCCGUUUUUCUUUCAAUUCUUUCUCUGCCAGUUACUAUGUUCCUAAUUUGAAGGUAAACAUUUCAUUUUUCAAUAUUUUCUUGCUUUUUUAUGUUCAAUACUCAUUAUCAUUUUGGUCACUGCAUCUAGCAAUUCAAGAAGUAAGAAUAAUAGAAAAUGGAACUAAUCUAUUCCAAGGUUUUUGCUCUAGUUCUUGCUCGUCUUUUGUUAUUAGUUGUAAACCAACAACACCACAAUUUAUAUAUAUUUUUAAAAUCUGUGCGCUUGAUUUAAUUGUUGAAUCUUUUUGAAGGGUUUGUACUACUGGCUCUUGGAUUACUAUAAUAUUUGAGUUCAAGGUAUAUAUAUAUAUUUGUUUUAAGUGUGAUUAAUGACACAAGUACCUUCAAAAAACAUAUGGAUGAGGAGGCAGCAAUGCCCUUGUGGUGAUUGGAAGUGUUAUAUUACUCAUGAAGGAGAUACUGAGGAGACAUCAAUUGCAUCCCAUUUGGUAAAAAAUGACACCUUUCAAUCUGAGGCUAUGGUUGCCCCAUAUGUAGGAAUGGUCUUUAAGAGUGAUGAUGAUGCCUUUGAGUAUUAUGGAAAUUUUGCUAGGAGAAAUGGGUUUUCCAUUAGGAAAGAAAGGUCUAGAUUGAGCCCUCAAUUAGGUAUUUAUAAACGUGAUUUUGUUUGUUAUCGUUCUGGAUUUGCACCAGCUAGGAAAAAGUCUACUGGGGAACACCAUAGAGAUAGGAAAUCAGUGAGAUGUGGAUGUGAUGCAAAAAUGUAUUUGUCAAAGGAAGUUGUUGAAGGGGUUUCUCAAUGGUUUGUGGUGCAAUUCAGCAAUGUACAUAAUCAUGAGCUUUUGGAAGAUGACCAAGUGCGGCUACUUCCUGCAUACCGAAAAAUUCACGAGGCAGAUCAAGAGAGAAUUUUAUUGCUUUCAAAAGCUGGGUUUCCAAUACAUCAUAUAGUGAAGAUGCUAGAACUAGAAAAGGGGAUUCAAGGUGGACAAUUGCCUUUCCUGGAGAGGGAUGUUAGGAAUUUUGUUCAAAACCGCAAGAAAAUUGUUCAAGAGAAUGAUGCUUUACUCGCUGAAAAGAGGGAAAAUGAUACCAUGGAACUGCUUGAGGCAUGCAAGGCUACAAAAGAAGUGGAUGAAGAGUUUGUUUAUGAUUAUACAGUAGACGAGAAUGAUAAGGUUGAGAACAUUGCAUGGUCUUAUGGUGACUCUGUUCGAGCCUAUUCAUUAUUUGGUGAUGUGGUUUAUUUUGAUACUAGUUAUCGCUCAAUCACAUAUGGUAUGCUUUUCGGAGCAUGGCUUGGAAUUGAAAAUAAUGGGAAAACCAUAUUUUUUGGUUGUGCUCUAUUGCAGGAUGAAACACCCCGUUCCUCUAUUUGGGCUCUGCAGGCUUUUAUCCAUCUUAUGAAAGGAAAAUUCCCACAGACAAUUCUAACUGACCUUGAUAUGGGGCUUAAGGAUGCCAUAAGCAGCGAAUUACCCAGCACUAAACAUGUUAUAUCUAUAUGGAAUAUUCUACCCAAGGUAUACAGUUGGUUUUCUCUUCCUCUUGGCACUCGAUUUCAAGAAUUUAAAUCGAAGUUUGACGAGUUAUAUCAUAUUGAGAGCAUAGAGGAGUUUGAUCUUCAUUGGAGUCAAAUGGUUUCCAUGUUUGGACUUGGUUCAGAUAAACACAUUUCUUUGCUCAAUUCACUUCGGGCAUCCUGGGUUUUAUCCUAUGUGAGAGGUAACUUUCUUGCUCGAAUGGAAACAUCAGCAUAUUCGAAGUCUGUGGAUGAAUUUUUGAAAGGAGUGUGCAGUGCACAAACAUGUUUGCGUAGCUUCUUUGAGCAAGUUGGUAUCUCUGCCAAUUUUCAGAACCAGACACGUCGAGAGAUACAAUAUACUCUUAUGAAGACAUGCAUGCCUAUUGAGGAGCAUGCGCGCAGUAUUCUUACACCUUUUGCCUUCAGUGCUUUACAACAUGAAUUGGUGUUAGCAAUGCAGUAUGCUUUAUCUGAAAUUGCCAACGGAUCAUGUCUAGUACAUCACUUCAAGAAGAUGGAUGGAGAGAAUUUUGUUGUAUGGAUAUCAGAAGAUGAUCAGAUUCAUUGUUCCUGUAAAGAAUUUGAAUCUUCAGGGAUAUUGUGCAGACAUGCUCUUCGUGUAUUCAUACAGAAAAACUACUUUCAGCUUCCUGAAAAUUAUUAUCUAAGCAGAUGGCGACGGGGAAGCUCUCUAGUUUUCUAUGAUGAUCAAUAUACUCAUAGUAACAACGAAGAGUGGCUUCGGGAAUAUCAGUCCUUGACUGAAACCCUGUUUGCAGAGUCAUCAAUCACAAAGGAGCGCACAGACUUUGUUCGUAGGGAACUUCCAAAAGAAUUGACAAGAAUUCUUAAUGAGGUUAGAGAGAUGCCUGAGAGUGAUGGGGUUGCUAUGGAUAUGACACCCUCGCCAACUGGUUAGUUCAAGAAUUGGUGGAAACUCAAUGUGGUAAAAAUUUAGGGGAGUACAUGAUGAAAGGCGGUGAAAGGUCCAAAAUAUGUGUGCAUUCUCAUUGUUCACUUUCACUUGGAAAAAUAGCACAAAUUGUUGUUUACAUGGAACUAGUCUCUUUUGUUUUCCUUCAUGGAAAACUACUAAGCUGCAAAGAAUGUGAAUUGGAGCAAAAUGGAUUAACCUAAGGUGUUGUACUCUUGUAAAAUAUAAAAAGAUGUGUUUUUCACUCACUGAAAUAACUAAUCAAAGUGGCGGUCUUGACUUAGUUUGUUCUCA